ACGUCUUUGCACUCUGCAGGCAUGACUAGGACAAUCACUCUGAUCAGCUUUAUAAUGAUUGCGGUGACGGUGCACACAUGCACGGGCUCGCCGCUGUUACCGGCACAGGAGGCGUCUGAAGCGCGCGACAUGAGCGUGCCGCACGUGCACAGAGGCGCUCAGAGUCGCGGCGCGAGACCCGAGCGUUUUGCACCUUUACCAGACGACCAGCGCCGGUUUACGUCCAAACAGAUAUUGCAGGCUCUGUCGGAAAUUAUCCAGCGGGACGACUGCUUUGCGGACUACCAGGGCUGGGUGGACUUCGGGCGCCGCAGUACAGAUUAAAGAUAAAAGUGAAA
Messenger RNA from Clarias gariepinus (North African catfish), 338 nucleotides. RefSeq lists its product as uncharacterized. NCBI's taxonomy places the organism in Eukaryota, Metazoa, Chordata, Actinopteri, Siluriformes, Clariidae. The record is from RefSeq and is a predicted model, not a curated record. The coding region runs from base 22 to 324 and encodes 100 amino acids. The transcript is spliced from 3 exons.